Molecule: messenger RNA, 360 nt
Organism: Funneliformis geosporum
Lineage: Eukaryota; Fungi; Glomeromycota; Glomeromycetes; Glomerales; Glomeraceae
Source: the annotation of a GenBank genome assembly
AUGAAAUUCUCUGCUAUUCUUGUUAUUUUUGCUAUUUUCGCAUUAUUAGCAAUUGACGUUUCCGCAAAAAAAAAAUCUUGCAUCCAAAAACUCAACGCUCUAGAUGCUAAAGCCUCGAAUAAAAAAUUCAAAAAACUUACACCGGACAGCCCUUGUACGACUAAUGAAGUCGCUUGCAUCAAUGGAAAAUUCGCCAAAUGUGACCAAAGCAAAUUCGUUCUCUUUGAAUGUGGGCCAACUUUGAGUUGUUUCGCUCUUCCGCUUGUAAAUUCCCGUGGCACCUCAGUAACUUGCGAUACAACAUCAGACGCUAAACAGCGUAUUGCCCUUGCUUUCCAAUGCAGAGGCUUUACCGGUUAA